GCCAAUUUAUGAGAACAAAAGUCAAAUCAAAUAGUCGCAUAUUGCAUUGAAUAUUGCAAAUAGGAUGUUAGGAAUGUACUGUUAGGAAUGCUUCCUGUAAUGAGAGAAAAGGCCUUUCUAAAGACUAUGAGGUACCCAGUCCCUGAAAAAAUGAACAUAACCUCUGCAUUCUAUAGGCUUCAAUAGUAAGUUGCUGAGUAAGGGGUUCCUCUGAGGGGGGGCACUGUUUUGUUAUGUUCGGUCAGGUAUAAAAGGAAAGGGUUAAACCAAGUAGGCAGGCAGUUUGGGAGCAAGAGCAACAACACAUCUGCAGCUAACAUGAGCAACACCAGCAUGAACAUGAGGGGCAAGAUCAUCUUCUACGAGGACAGGAACUUCCAGGGUCGCUCCUAUGAGUGCAUGAGCGACUGCUCUGACAUGACCUCCUACCUGAGCAGGUGCCACUCCUGCAGGGUGGAGAGCGGCUGCUUCAUGGUCUACGACCGUCCCAACUACAUGGGAAACCAGUACUUCAUGAGGAGGGGCGAGUACGCUGACUACAUGAGCAUGAUGGGAAUGAGAGACUGCAUCAGGUCUUGCCGUAUGAUCCCCAUGCACAGGAGCCAGUUCAGAAUGAGGAUCUAUGAGAGGGAGAACUUCGGUGGUCAGAUGUACGAGCUGAUGGACGACUGUGACAACAUCAUGGACCGUUACCGUAUGUCCGACUGCAUGUCCUGCAAUGUGAUGGACGGCCACUGGCUGAUGUAUGAGCAGGCCCACUACAGAGGCAGGAUGAUGUACCUGAGGCCUGGAGAGUACAGGAGCUUCAGGGAGAUGGGCAUGAGCGGCAUGAGGUUCAUGAGCAUGAGGCGCAUCAUGGACUCUUGCUACUAAAUGUUCAAUGAAUGUAUCCAAUAAAUAAAUACCACGAAAUAAAGUAAAUGCUG
Scatophagus argus is the source of this 926-nucleotide messenger RNA. RefSeq names its product gamma-crystallin M3-like. The transcript is spliced from 3 exons. NCBI's taxonomy places the organism in Eukaryota, Metazoa, Chordata, Actinopteri, Scatophagidae. The record is from RefSeq and is a predicted model, not a curated record. Bases 319 to 873 code for a protein of 184 amino acids. Gene Ontology annotation, biological process: visual perception; lens development in camera-type eye. Gene Ontology annotation, molecular function: structural constituent of eye lens.